Molecule: messenger RNA, 213 nt
Organism: Gaeumannomyces tritici R3-111a-1
Lineage: Eukaryota; Fungi; Ascomycota; Sordariomycetes; Magnaporthales; Magnaporthaceae
Exons: 4
Coding region: 1-213 (70 amino acids)
Source: RefSeq, a predicted model, not a curated record
AUGCCACUGCCACCCAAGCCCCCGUUUGGAUACAACUGCCAAGAUGUGGAUCCGUUAUUUAACCGCAGGUGCGCGCAGACCCACAAGAAGGAUCCCAACGAUUCGCACGGGAAGGAGAGUGGCCCGUGCGAGGUCUACGUUGGGUACGGUCAGGUCCACAGGACCAACAAGGCUCGUAUUCAAAAGGCAGUGCUGCAGCCGCCUGCCGUCUAA